AUGGAAGAUGACUACGUGCUCAUCUCGGCGCCGAACCUUCCAACUACCCCCACUGUUUCCUCGUCCUCCGCACCGUCUCAUCUCUCCACCAUAUCUACCUACAUCGACCACCUGAGUCCAGAACUCAGGCACCUCAGUCUACUCAUCCACGAUAAUCCCGAAUUGAACUAUAAAGAGUACAAGGCUUAUGCCUCGUUAGUAAAGUUCUUCAAAGCAUUGGAAGGAUGGGAAGUAGAGGAAAAGGCUUGUGGAAUUGACACGGCAUUUAUUGCUGUUUUCGAUAACAGAAAAGCUAAGUGCAAAGAUGGUUCCCAAGGAGAAGUCGUGAGUUUCAAUGCCGAGUAUGAUGCUCUACCAGGAAUUGGACAUGCCUGUGGGCAUAAUCUGAUUGCCAUCGCAUCCAUAUCUGCUGCUCUGGCCACAAGACAUGUUAUGCAGAAACACAACAUUGCAGGAAAAGUGGUGCUGUUCGGCACACCCGCUGAAGAAGGCGGCGGCGGCAAAAUCAAACUUCUAAAUGCAGGAGCAUACGCCAAACACAACGUCAGCGUCUCCCUGAUCUCUCACCCAGGAAUAACUCCCGACGCCUCGUUAGUGCGUACAUCAGCCUUCUCAGCUUUCGGGGUUGAAUACUUUGGCAAAGAAGCCCAUGCAGCAGCUGCACCUUGGGAAGGUAUCAACGCGUUAGACGCUUUGAUAACAGCAUACACAGCCCUCUCUUGCCUGCGCCAACAAACCCAACCGGGAGAUAUUAUACAGGGAUGUAUUACCCAGGGAGGAGUCAAACCUAACAUCAUACAUGCAUAUGCUGCUGGGGAUUUUGUGGUUAGGUCGAGUACCAAGGAGAGACUUGAUGCGCUGAAGAAAAGAGUCGAUGCUUGUUUCGAAGGUGCUGCGAGAGCCACAGGUGCAGAGUUGAAGAUCACGCCGCAAUCGACGUAUCUGGAUCACGUACCCAACAAGGCUCUGGGAAGGAGUUAUGCAAAGCAUUUCAUUGAACUAGGAGGAGAGCUGGCAGCGCCGGAGGUAGAAUUGCUGACUAGUGGUACGCAAGCGAGUACUGAUCAGGGAGAUAUCAGUCAUGCUUUUCCUUCUCUGAGUCCUGGCUUUUGGAUCAAGAGUGUUGCUGAGGAUGGGAAGCAAGGUGGUGGACCGCACACGCCUGACUUUACUAGAGCUAGUAGGACGGAAGAGGCGCAUGAUAAAGCAUUGAUGGUUGGAAAGGCUUUGGCUGCUACGGCUGUUGAUGUGUUGACAGUAGAUGGAUACUUGAAGGAGAUCAGGAGAGAGUUUGAUCGUGGUCUGGAGACCUGA
Molecule: messenger RNA, 1314 nt
Organism: Aureobasidium melanogenum CBS 110374
Lineage: Eukaryota; Fungi; Ascomycota; Dothideomycetes; Dothideales; Saccotheciaceae
Exons: 3
Coding region: 1-1314 (437 amino acids)
Molecular function (GO): dipeptidase activity
Source: RefSeq, a predicted model, not a curated record